This is a messenger RNA of Zingiber officinale, 1155 nucleotides long. RefSeq names its product biotin carboxylase 2, chloroplastic-like. Gene Ontology annotation, molecular function: metal ion binding; ATP binding. The coding region runs from base 208 to 1140 and encodes 310 amino acids. NCBI's taxonomy places the organism in Eukaryota, Viridiplantae, Streptophyta, Magnoliopsida, Zingiberales, Zingiberaceae. The transcript is spliced from 10 exons. The record is from RefSeq and is a predicted model, not a curated record.
AGGAAUAAAACGGCACGGUGCAGCGGCGGAGCCUUCCAAGGCCCCCUCGCCUCCGCUUCCACCUCGAUCUCAUCGACGUCUCUCGCGGCUUCGCCAGCACUGUUAUAAUCGCUCGCUGUCUUGUGCGCUUGCUCGCUCGAUACCGACUCCUCGCUUCGCCUCCCGAGCAGUCAGUCCUCAGCUCUCGCUCAGGGUUUCUGGUUGAUCAUGGACUCCAUUCUCGUCAGCAAGCCUGUGGUUCCUUCUCCUGGACUGUUCCUUCAACCUGCUGGAGGAAUAAAAGGCUCACAAUGUAAGCUUGGUGUGGGACAUGCUGCCAACUUCUGCAAAGUAUAUUAUCCUAGAAAGCCAACUUCUUAUGCAGCCAAGAGAUCUACAAAUUAUGGAAGAGUGCUGAAUGAAAUUCGCCGUGAUGAAAAGAUUCUUGUGGCCAAUAGAGGAGAAAUUGCAGUCAGAGUGAUCCGAACUGCACAUGAAAUGGGUAUACCUUGUGUAGCUGUUCAUUCUACUAUUGAUCGGGAUGCUCUUCAUGUGCGGCUUGCAGACGAUGCAGUCUGUAUUGGUGAAGCCCCUAGCAAUCAAUCGUACUUGCACAUUCAAAAUGUUUUGUCUGCUGCAGUUAGUCGUGGGUGUACAAUGUUGCAUCCUGGUUAUGGUUUCUUGGCUGAGAAUGCUCGCUUUGUUGAUAUGUGCAGAGGACAUGGAGUCAAUUUUAUUGGACCAAAUCCAGACAGCAUUCGGGUAAUGGGCGACAAAUCUACAGCUAGAGAAACAAUGAAAAAAGCUGGUGUUCCUACUGUACCAGGAAGUGAUGGACUUGUGCAGUCAACAGAAGAGGCUGUGAAGCUUGCCCAUGAAAUUGGUUUUCCUGUCAUGAUCAAGGCAACUGCUGGUGGUGGAGGGCGUGGAAUGAGAUUAGCUAAAGAACCUGAUGAGUUUGUGAAGCUGCUACAGCAAGCUAAGAGUGAAGCUGCAGCUGCAUUUGGAAAUGAUGGAGUGUAUUUGGAGAAAUAUAUCCAAAAUCCAAGACAUAUUGAAUUUCAGGUUCUUGCUGACAAAUAUGGUAAUGUUGUCCAUUUUGGGGAGCGUGAUUGUAGCAUUCAGGAGGAACUUAACAAGACAAAUGCAGAACUUAACUAGUGACCUCAUUUAUGC